AUGACUCUCGAUAUAGGAAACGAUGCGCUGCUAUGCAAAGUAUUCCCCGCCAGCUUACAAGGGCAGGCUCUCUCAUGGUUUCACCGCCUACCCCCUAACUCUAUUGAUAAUUUUAGGGACCUGUCGAAAGCUUUUGUGGGACAAUACUUAUGCUCCGCUCGGCAUAAACAGAACAUCAGCACUCUACAAAACAUAAAAAUGCAGGAGAAUGAGUCUUUAAAAGAGUUCGUGAAGCGGUUUGGCCAGGCCGUGUUACAAGUAGAGGCUUACAGCAUGGAUGCUAUCCUUCAGAUCUUCAAACGAAGCAUUUGUCCAGGCACCCCAUUCUUCGAGUCGCUCGCUAAGAAGCCUCCUACGACGAUGGAAGACUUGUUCCGGCGAGCAAGCAAAUACUCAAUGCUGGAGGAUGACGUGCGCGCAGCCACCCAACAAAUCUUGGUUGCCGGUCAAACAUCCAGAAGUGGUACGGAAAGAAGUUCCAAACUUCCAAACCGGCCAAGGCUGUCCGGUCGAAGGCAGGAAGGACAAAGCAGCCCAGAACGGCCGCCCCUCACACCCCUUUCCAUAUCCUACGAGAAGCUCCUCCCUAUGAUCCAAGACCUGUCCGACUUCAGGAGCCUCCAUUAUUUGGUGGAAAGGCUUAUAAAAGCGGGACAUUUGAAGCAAUACCUCCGCUCAGACGCCAGAGUUAGAGACACUUCCCGAAAUCACAACUCAGGAACCCCCAGGAUCCCAGCCGCUCCCAAAGCCGUUAUAAACUAUAUCCACGGAGGACCACUAGAUGAGGAGUACGACUACAAACGAAAGAGACAGAGGUUGUUGCGGGCAGCAUUGGUACAUGAACGCGUCAACUCCAUACGACCUGGGAUAGCUGGUGGGGGCUCCCGGCCCAUAGAUGGGACAAUCAUUUUUCCCCCAGUAGACUCCACACGGAUAUUACAACCUCACCGCAACGCCCUCAUCCUAUCCCUGGGGAUGGGGGACUUCGACGUGAGACGCAUCUUAAUUGACCCGGGCAGCUCGGCCGAUCUUUUACAAGCGUCGGUAAUUAGCCACAUGGGAUGCAAUCUAUCCGGCCUCAAAAACCUUGGGUGA
Vitis vinifera (wine grape) is the source of this 1095-nucleotide messenger RNA. RefSeq lists its product as uncharacterized. The transcript has 2 exons. The coding region runs from base 1 to 1095 and encodes 364 amino acids. The record is from RefSeq and is a predicted model, not a curated record. Lineage: Eukaryota; Viridiplantae; Streptophyta; Magnoliopsida; Vitales; Vitaceae.